AUGUCCAUCGUUACGAUCCGGAAUGUCGAGUUCCUGAACAACCCCGCCCGCUUCCUCGACCCAUACCACUUCCGGGUCACAUUCGAGUGCAUAGCUCCCCUACCAGAAGAUCUCGAAUGGCGCCUCAUCUACGUCGCCUCCCCGGGCAACGAGGAGCUCGACCAAGAGCUCGACGACUGCCUCGUCGGGCCCGUCCCCGCUGGCGUGAACGCGUUCGAGUUCGAAGGCUCCGCCCCCAACCCAUCCAAGAUCCCGCCAGAGGACGCGCUUGGGGUCGCCGCGCUGAUCCUCACUGGGUCGUACAAGGAGCAGGAGUUCGUGCGCGUCGGCUACUACCAGAACACGGAGUACGACAACGAGGAGAUGAAGGAGGCGCUGCCGGAGCCUAUCCGCUUUGAGCGCCUUGUGCGCGAUAUCAACCAGAAGCCGAGGGUGACGCGCUUCCAGAUCAAGUGGGAUAUUGCACCCCCACAACCUAAGUCUACGGUGGCUACGGGUGCGGCGAACUCCGCCGCGGUACCAUCUGCGGACGACCUCGCUGAUGACGACGACGACGAAGACGACGAUGCAGAGCCCUCUCCUAACGGCAAGCCUGCAUCAUGACCAUCCCGACCCUAUCCUCCUCUACGUCUGUUUGCUCGUUUGUCGCACAGUAUCGCUAUCCACCCUUGUAGCUCACU
Trametes versicolor FP-101664 SS1 is the source of this 680-nucleotide messenger RNA. RefSeq names its product anti-silence-domain-containing protein. Gene Ontology annotation, molecular function: histone binding. Bases 1 to 603 code for a protein of 200 amino acids. Gene Ontology annotation, cellular component: nucleus. Lineage: Eukaryota; Fungi; Basidiomycota; Agaricomycetes; Polyporales; Polyporaceae. The record is from RefSeq and is a predicted model, not a curated record. Gene Ontology annotation, biological process: DNA replication-dependent chromatin assembly. The transcript is spliced from 4 exons.